This is a messenger RNA of Meriones unguiculatus (Mongolian gerbil), 603 nucleotides long. Its product is annotated as zinc finger protein ZFP2-like. Gene Ontology annotation, cellular component: nucleus. Gene Ontology annotation, biological process: regulation of transcription by RNA polymerase II. The coding region runs from base 1 to 603 and encodes 200 amino acids. Gene Ontology annotation, molecular function: RNA polymerase II cis-regulatory region sequence-specific DNA binding; DNA-binding transcription factor activity, RNA polymerase II-specific. The transcript is spliced from 3 exons. Lineage: Eukaryota; Metazoa; Chordata; Mammalia; Rodentia; Muridae. The record is from RefSeq and is a predicted model, not a curated record.
AUGGCUACAGUCGCUGAAGAAAAAACGCUGAGCUUGUCACGGGCCUGGUGGGUGGCGGCGGCGAGGGCGGCGACCGGAACCCUCUUCCUGGGCGCAGUGGCGGCGGUCGUGUCUCGGCUAAUGGACUACUUCAUCGUGAAAGGAACUCACACUGGAGAGAAACCUUAUGAAUGUAACCAAUGUGGUAAAGCCUUUGCACGUAACAUUAAUCUCCUAAUACAUGAAAGAACUCAUACUGGAGAAAAACCUUAUGAAUGUACCCAAUGUGGUAAAGCCUUUGCACAUAAGAGUAGUCUCCUGAUUCAUGAAAGCACUCACACUGGAGAGAAACCUUAUGAAUGUAAGCAAUGUGGCAAAGCCUUUGCACAGAACAGUAAUCUCCUACUACAUAAAAGAACUCACACUGGAGAGAAACCUUAUGAAUGUAACCAAUGUGGUAAAGCCUUUAGUCAGAAAACCUUUGUACGUAACAUUAAUCUCCUAAUGCAUGAAAGAACUCACACUGGAGAGGAACCGUAUGAAUGUAACCAAUGUGGUAAAGCCUUUGCAAGUAAUAGUCAUCUCUUAAGUCAUAAAAAAACUCACACUGGAGAGAAACCUUAG